Knipowitschia caucasica is the source of this 1683-nucleotide messenger RNA. The record is from the annotation of a GenBank genome assembly. NCBI's taxonomy places the organism in Eukaryota, Metazoa, Chordata, Actinopteri, Gobiiformes, Gobiidae.
AUGGGGGGCAGCCUGCGGAUCCGAGGGCCCCGGGCGUCCUCCUCCCCCCGGAGGCACAUCCAGCACGGCCGGCAGGAGGAGGAAGAGGAGGAGUCUCUCCUCACCCCGCCCUCGCUGCACCACCUGUCUCCUCACGUGCUGUCGGGGUAUGUGGGGGGCCCUCUGGGGGGCCGGGGCAGAGACCGUAGAGCACUGUCCCUGGAGCUGCCCAACCUCCUGCAGCCGCUGGUGGUGCAGCCGCAGGUGGUGCAGCCACAGGUGGUGCAGCCGCAGGAGGUGCAGCCGCAGGUGGUGCAGCCGCAGGUGGUGCAGCCGCUGAUGGUGCAGCCGCAGGUGGUGCAGCCGCUGGUGGUGCAGCCGCAGGUGGUGCAGCCGCAGGUGGUGCAGCCGCAGGUGGUGCAGCCGCAGGUGGUGCAGCCGCAGGUGGUGCAGCCGCUGGUGGUGCAGCCGCAGGUGGUGCAGCCGCAGGUGGUGCAGCCGCAGGUGGUGCAGCCGCAGGUGGUGCAGCCGCUGGUGGUGCAGCCGCAGGUGGUGCAGCCGCAGGUGGUGCAGCCGCAGGUGGUGCAGCCGCAGGUGGUGCAGCCGCUGGUGAUGAGCUUCUCUGGGGAGAGACUGCACCAGGACUGCAACGGAAAGACGCCCCUGUCCCAGCUCCCACACUGCUCCACCCCACACCACAGCGAGCACGGAGAGAGGGGCCCCGACGAGCACGGAGCCAGGGGCCCCGGCCACAACCAGCUGCGCACAGAGGUCUACCCCCAGGUCAACCCCCGCACCAAGGACCGGGACGACAUGGACGACGACCUGGAAUAUAGCCUGUGUUUCCGGAUCCAAAAGAUGCUGGAGGCUUACAGACCAGACUGGUGCGAGAGCCGAGAGGAUUGGUCCACUUCCAUCUCAACUCAAACCAUCCACCUCCUCAUCUCCACCGUCACCGCAGGACCUCCAGCCUCCUCCAUCACCUCCUCAGCCUCCUCCAUCACCUCCUCAGCCUCCUCCAUCACCUCCUCAGCCUCCUCCAUCACCUCCUCCUUCACCUCCUCAGCCUCCCCCAUCACUUCCUCGGCCUCCUCCUUCACCUCCUCAGCCUCCUCCAUCACCUCUUCAGCCUCCUCCUUCACCUCCUCAGCCUCCUCCAUCACCUCCUCAGCCUCCUCCUUCACCUCCUCAGCCUCCUCCAUCACCUCCUCAGCCUCCUCCAUCACCUCCUCAGCCUCCUCCAUCACCUCCUCAGCCUCCUCCAUCACCUCCUCAGCCUCCUCCAUCACCUCUUCAGCCUCCUCCUUCACCUCCUCAGCCUACUCCAUCACCUCCUCAGCCUCCUCCAUCACCUCCUCAGUCUCCUCCAUCACCUCCUCAGCCUCCUCCAUCACCUCUUCAGCCUCCUCCUUCACCUCCUCAGCCUACUCCAUCACCUCCUCAGCCUCCUCCUUCACCUCCUCACCCCUUCAAUUCCGGCGGAUGUGCCAGUCCAUCAUCGCACAUAAGCUGUUUGACUACGUGGUGUUGGCUUUCAUCUUCUCCAACUGCAUCACCGUGGCUCUGGAGAGGCCCAAGAUCCUGCAGGGAAGUCUGGUGAGUGAUCCCAGUCUGAGGAAACACCCCGAGGACAGACUGAGGCUGGUUAGAGGCAGGAGACCCCAAAACCACACUCCAGUCUGUGGGAUUAAUGAAGAGUUUUAG